CAACAGUCACAGCAUGCAGCAGACGACACACAGGAAGUGGGGAACGUGAAGGAAUGAUUUAUCCAAGCUAAGGACAUGCUGGAAAAUAAGUUUCCAAAGCUUACAGAUUUUGAAAGCAGUAUCGGGAUCCAUAAUUGAUCUGGCCCAGUGCAAGAACAAACUACAGCAAAGGAGGAUCUAUGACAAUGGGAAGGCGAACAAAUCUCAAUUAUUUGAGAAGUCAAAGGGGCGCUACAUAUAACUUCCCCCCUGUUUGAGAAAGGGGCACAUGCCCUCAAGUUCAAUUGGCAGAUUCAAGUGUGACCAUUACCAUUCUGGACACGGUGCCAAGCCGGACAAAGAGAUACACCACGCUCGGGAUCAACAGGCCAGGGUUCAAGUGGAAUACCAAAAGUUGGACAACAGCGCUGGAUAGGACUAGGGCUAGGGAAACCCUGGGAAUAUAUAGCAUUGACGUGUUGGUGUGAGUGGUCUACAGGUGUGUCUAUUGAUAGUCCCUGGAAAUCCUCAGAUUAACAAUUUGUGAGGCUGGUGAGCUAAAACCAUCUCUGUUUUUAGUGAUGCGGGACUACAUAAGGCUGUAAACAGAUUAAACACCAGGUAGCCUGACUGAAUGUCAUCAAGGUGAUUAGAGGGACGAAGUAUGCUAAGGACUCGUGCCGUGCUACUACUGCUGCUGGGACCCCUACUACUUCAGCUUGCAGAGGGGUGUGGCAGAACUCCGGUGACUAAGCCCCAGGGAGAAGAGGACGUAACUGUGAUAACCCCCCCUGAGAACGCAGAGGAACAUCGAGAUAACUGUACAAACGAUGAGUACUUUACCCAAGGAUGCCUCAACGGGGGAAAGUGCUUCGUGGUUGUCAUCGACUCCAUAAGGUUACUUAAUUGCCACUGUCCAUCGGAUUAUAUUGGGAAAAGAUGUGAACUGUUCGACUUUCAGCCUGGUGGUCAAGAGGAGGGGAAGGACAGAAUAGCCACUGCGGGAGUGGCGGUCCUGACUGUAGCUGGGGUCCUGUUUGUCACCGUUCUUAUUUUCAUUGCGAUAUGGAGGAAAAGGUACUUAAGAAAGAAAAGCAGCGAGAAAGCUAAAGACAAGGAAAAACUUCAUGAUCAGGAUCCAAUGAGAUCAAACGGUUCACCAUCAGAAUCUGAAAGUGCAUCAUCAACCCUAAAGAAGGAUGGUUCCAUUAACAACGAGCAGCUUGAGCCGCUACAAAACACAGUAUUUGUAGACAAAGGCAAUGGCGUACCAGUAUAGGGCAUAGGUCAGGAUCACUGUGUGACUAACUUGCACUAACCAAAACAGUAUCCAGGUACAGGGUCAGUGCCAGGAGGGACCUGUUGCUACACUGGUCAUGACUGAACUAGACUGGACAUGCAAUGUUGAUGGAAAAAAGGUCUUGUUUGAAGGUCUUUCGGACAUCUGGAGUGAUGGAUAAUUUUGUUUCUUAGUAAUAUACUCAAAUAUCACCAGACACUGACCAACUAGGAAGAGAUUGGCCAGCUCGCGUAAAAGGAAGUUUGUGGUGCUAGCAUAACCAUUAGUGUUUAUUAUUAUCAUCAGUUACCUGAUCUUAUCCAUGUGGAGGUUACCUAAUGGCAAAACAAUUAGCACUAGUCACUCAUUAGAUCAGACCAAGCAUUAGGCUUUCUUCUGUGGCAGCUUAGACAGACAGACAGAGGUCGUGUGGAGACUUCAGCUGACUUGUACUCGUGUAUCCAUAAGGCUUAGGGCUGAUGUUAGAACUAAUGUCAUGCUUUGGCAAAUGAAAUUUUGAAAAAUACAAAAAAAAAUGUAUUUAACUGUUAUGUAAAUUAAAUUAUCGAAUAGAAUUAAUUUGAUCACCAUUAAAACAAAUCUGAAUUAGCUUUGAUGAAGAAAUUUUACAAGUUAAAAUAAUGUAUGUUGACCACUCUUCUGUUAGUGCUUCCUACACAUACUGUUACAACCCAUUGGAUCAUUAUUAUCUAACUAGUGUGAUGUCAGAUAGGAUGUAGGUCUCUGCUGUCUAGUCAGCAGAAACAAUGGAUCUGUGGAUAUGUGAGAAUGGAUAGAAUGCAAUGAGUGUUUGAUUUCAUUAAGGUGUUGUUCUUUUGAAUGAAAUGGGUCACAGAUGAUGUUUGCAUGAAUGAAAUGUUGUGUACUUCUCUUAUUUUGUUAUUUGUGAUUCUUUAACACAAAGAAAUAUUUGUUUCUCAAUGAUUUUAAAAUCCAGCAAAAUGUAAGUUUAUGGCAUUUACUUACCAUGUAAACUAAACAAAUAAAUAUCAUGUUUUUUUCUAGACAGGAAAGUUCCUCUCUAUGAAAUUGUUGAAUUUGAUCUCUAUUCACAUUAUCCUACAUGAGAUAGGGGAGAUAACCCUAAAUAAAAAUAUAUCAGUAAUUUUGUCAGGUACUGUACUGUAAAAAAAUAUUAUAAAAACAUUAGAUACAUGCAUUUACAAUUUUGUUUACUUGUAAUAUUUAAAGAAAACUAAAUUGGUAUGAAUGGAUAUAAGUUAAUUAAAAAGAAAUUUAGCUUUAAUUAAUAGAGACGGCAUUGCUUAAGUUUUGCCUGGUGAUCUUCAUGAAAUCCAGUCUAUCCUUGCUUCUAAAGGAAAAUAAUACUGCGUAUGAGCCUGCUUCUGCAUGGUUCUUCUUUAAAAUGAGAAAAUAUGUUUUUAUAUGUGAAGACAGAAUCAAUUUAAUUGUGGAUACAACAUGGAGUUUGAUGAUAGGUCAUUUAUUGUGACAAUUGGUGACAAUUUUACAAUGACUCUUAAAGAAUAUAUCCGGGGUUGGCAGGUAUGUUCUGUUAUUGAAAAGUUUUUAAAUAAGGCCAAUGAUUGUUAAAUUUUAAAUAAAAGGUAAGUAUUGAAAAGUUGAUUUAAAAUUGAUAAUGAUGUAAAGGCUACAGUAUAAUGGUUGUAUGUAUGAAGCUAGUUUGUCUGUUAUUAUGGAGUAUAUGUGUGUUGUUGUAUUAUGGAACGUAUGUACAUUUUACUGUGGACCCUCGUGUGCUGGUGUCCUCUACAAGCAAUGUGAUAAUCAUGGUAUCUCAUACUUAUUUGUGCCAUUUGUUUCUUCAGUUCAGCCUUUAUUGAUAUUUGUGUGUAGGUGAUUUCAGUUACUUCUGUGUGUACAUAGUAAACUGGAAAAAGAAGUUUAUAAUUUAAAACGGUUUGCAUUUAUUGAAUACUACACAAAGACUUGUUCAUAAUAAAUAUGAACCAAUGUAAUAGAUUGUGUAUGUCCUUCCCUACCAGUUUGUUGGCUGCCCUCAGCAGUCCUAACUGAGAUGAUCUGGCAGUUCAUGUUUUUUAAUUACAAAGGAAGUCUUAACUUAUACAUAUAAAACUAUACACUGCAAUUUAUUAUGUAUUUUAUAUAUAUAAACUUGGACCAGUAUGUUUUGAAUGGCGUUUAUUAGUUAUAUCUGUAUUGUGACACACUGCUUUACCUGUGAUAAAGGCUAACAAUGACCUACUUUAUUUAAAUAACUAAAAUAAUGUGAUCAGAGGACUUUUUUGCCAGCGUAGAAUUUCUCAAAUAAAGUAUGGUAAAUGAAGUAAAUUAGCACAACAUGCAAUAUGUUUCCUGUAUGUUCUACAACAGGUGAGGCACUUCCUGUCAAUACCACCACAGGUGAGACACUUCCUGUCAAUACCACCACAGGUGAAACACCUCUGUCAAUACCAUCACAGGUAAGACACUUCCUGUCAAUACCACCACAGGUGAGACACUUCCUGUCAGUAUUAUCACAGGUGAGUCACUUCCUGUCAGUAUUACCACAGGUGAGUCACUUCCUGUCAGUAUUGCCACAGGUGAGACAAUAUUGAUCUGUACCACUACAGGUUAGGUACUUCCUGUAAAUACCACUACAAGAGAGUCACUUCCUGUCAGUAUUACCACAGAUGAGUCAAUUCCUGUCCGUAUUACCACAGGUGAGACAAUAUUGAUUUGUACCACUACAGAUGAGUCACUUCCUGUCAGUAUUACCACAGGUGAGACAAUAUUGAUCUGUACCACUACAGGUUAGACACUUCUUGUCAGUACCACUACAGGAGAGUCACUUCCUGUCAGUAUUACCACAGAUGAGUCAAUUCCUGUCAGUAUUACCACAGGUGAGACAAUAUUGAUCUAUACCGCUACAGGCGAGUCACUUCCUGUCAGUAUUACCACAGGUGAGACAUUUUUCGCCACCACUACAGAUGAGACAUCUGAUGAGUACACCAAUGGCGAGUUGGUACAUUGUCCAGUCCUCUAACAUACAUAUAUAGUCAUAAUGUAUAAUGCUAAUUUGAUAAAGUAUCACUUCCAUUGUUAAAAUCAUUUAUAGAUAUGAUUUGCAUAUAUAGAAAAUAAACCAAAGUAUAAUUAAUUUCACACGCACAAAACUUAUAUAACAUAAUUGUCACAAAUUUUGCUUUGUUUCACUACUUGUUGCAACCUAAAUUUAUGGGCACAUCAUAAAACAAAUUGGAAAUAAAGGAUACAUUUAGAAAAGAAGACAGAUUUUAUGAAAUAAAUUAACACAGGCAGGCACUUGUGUCUAAUUUGGAAUAAAAAGAAAACAGCUAAAUUUCUUUUUUUAUCCCAGAAAGCCAUCUCAUCAUAUUGACUAUGUCAUUGAACCUAUUGGUAAUAGCAGACUCUAGCCUUUAAUUUUUAACAUAUUUACAACCUCCCUGUGACAUAUCUCGAUUUCAAUGAGGUCAGAAGUAUACAGUAUUUGCUUUGUGCAUCCUAUAUUGUCCCAAGUGUUCAUACAUGUAGGUCUGACCAUCAGAAAGGAUUCUGGGUUGUUUAUCUUAUUUUUUGAAGGGUAAUCAAACUUAGUACAUUGUGUAUGUGUGUCCAUCAUAUACAGGAAAUGGAUUGUACUAAAAGUAAUCAUGCAAUUUAUGGUAUGGUAAUCUCAAACUAUGUUUUUGAAGCAUUUUCCUACAUUAUUUUAUGUAAGAUCAUCACAUUUAGUUUGUAUGAUGAAGGGAAGACAGAGAAUCACAUAACAAAAGUAGGUCACUGGAACCUUUAUUUUGACCUCUGACCUCAAUCAAAGAAAACAGUAAUUGAAGCAUUUAUCUUGCUCUGAUCGACUUCGUAUGUGGGUACAUGUAGAUGGAGUGUCAUGUGCCAAUAGUGAAUACCUAUACCAUGUAUACUUUAAAUGUACCUAUUUUAGUGGUACUCUCAUUUUAGCACUUCAGAUAAACAUAAUACUAAGUUAUGAUUGUGCCAGUCAAAGUUCCUAUGUAUUGUUCUCUAUUUCAACAUUCAUCAAUGCCCUAAUUUGUAAAAUUUAAUAAUGAGCAGAAACAAGUAUGUAACAUUAUAUUGACCUCUGACCACAAUCACAGAAAAACUGGUUGUGGAAAACUUCUGCUGUACAAUAUCAUGUGCAUGCGGGAACAAAUAACUUAGAAUACAACUUGUCACUAAGUGUGAGAUCAAACUUAAGGACAAAGUGAGUUGGUUAUGUUUUAUACAGUAGAUAUGGCCUGAACCUUAUUUUACAAAAGAGAGGUCAAAGGUCUAAAAUCAGGUCAAAUGAUCCUUUGCAAGUCCACGGUAUCUACAAAGUAGAUCAGAAGUCAAAAUACAGGUCAAAUGAUCCUGUGCAAAUCCCGGAUAUCCAAAAAGUAGGUCAGAGAUCAAAAUAUUGGUCAAAUGAUCCUGUGCAAACCCCGGAUAUCCACAAAGUAGGUCAGAGAUCAAAAUACAGGUCAAAUGAUCUUGUGCAAAUCCAGGAUAUCCACAAAGGAGGUCAGAGAUCAAAAUAUAGGUCAAAUGAUCCUGUGCAAAUCCAGGAUAUCCACAAAGUAUGUCAGAGGUCAAAAUACAGGUCAAAUGAUCUUGUGCAAAUCCAGUAUAUCCACAAAGCCAGUACUUCAAGAUGGGUUCUCCCUCAUGUUCAGUAUUUCAAAGCAAUAUGGACAUUUUGUUGUAUUACAUUCAAAACUGAUAGGAGGUAAUCUCACUGUAUUUUGAUGUGCUUUAAUAUCCAAUCCUGAAAUGCUGCUGGUCAAAGGCACAUGUAUAUUUCCUUAUUCAUUCCUAUCAAAACAUGACAAAAUCUAGUAUGUCAUUUUCUUUUGCCAAAAGUUUUCUGAAAGGAAAUAAAAUAACCGUGACAAAUGGAAACUACAUUCAUAAUGCAUAUAUCAAGAUGCAUAUUUGUAGCACAGAUGAACUGCCAUCUGAUUUUACUAUGUUAAGUUUUUAUUUCUAUUAAAAUCCUAGUAUGUGUACCUCUUAUUCAAGUACUUAUACGCAGUGUGAGUUUUAUUUUCAUUCCAUAAAUGCUUGAACCUAUUAAGUUAUAUGUAUAUUCUGAUUAUACAUCAAUAUGUCAUGUCUUUUGAAUUAUACUGAUGUAAGACUAAGUGUUAACACUUACAGAUCUGUGUUGAUGUAUGCAGCUGUAUUUGCUUUAUCCAGUGACUCUUGGUAGAAGUGAUUAACAAAAAGUCAAUUCUUGGUAGUAGUGAUUAACAAAAAGUCAAUUCUUGGUUGUAGUGAUUAAAAAAAGUCAACUCUUGGUUGUAGUGAUUAAAAAAAGUCAACCCUUGGUUGUAGUAAUUAAAAAAAGUCAACCCUUGGUUGUAGACUUAACAAGUUGGCCCUUGAUUGGAGUGAUAAUAAGUCCUCUAUCCAGUGACUCUUAUUUGUACUGACUAUUAAGUCUUGAAUCAAGCACCUGACUCAAUAUCCAUGUGAUUGAUGGUGGGUGAUAGGUCACUCAAUGAUGAUGUGAUUUUAAAAUGUUUAAAUAUCAGCACGAAAUGUGAAUUAUUUAACGGAGUCGCUGCAUAAACCGAAUGUCAGCAAGUUCAUCUGAGUUCGCCAUGACGUCUACACAGGGGCUCGUUAUCUACCUAACUGUAACCUGUAUGGUAGGAGUACACCAAGAGAAUCGUCCUUGUACACACUCAAAUAUUUAUCAAUAAACAGUAUGUUUUGU
Mizuhopecten yessoensis (Yesso scallop) is the source of this 6944-nucleotide messenger RNA. RefSeq lists its product as uncharacterized. The transcript is spliced from 11 exons. Lineage: Eukaryota; Metazoa; Mollusca; Bivalvia; Pectinida; Pectinidae. Bases 644 to 1258 code for a protein of 204 amino acids. Gene Ontology annotation, molecular function: receptor ligand activity; epidermal growth factor receptor binding. The record is from RefSeq and is a predicted model, not a curated record. Gene Ontology annotation, biological process: epidermal growth factor receptor signaling pathway.